GCUCUCUCUAUAUAUAUCUCCUCGUUUGCUUUCUUCUCCAAUCACACUUAACACUAGAGAAAGAGUUUGUUCAUCAAAAACACUAGAGAAGAGAGAAAGAAAUGGAUAUGGGGUCAGAAAAAUGUGAUACAAUAAUGGAAAUAAGGUCUGGAGGAGAUGAUACAAUAGAACUCUACAGCGCUUCAGCAAGAGGGUGUAUGACCACGUUGAAUUUACUGAUCCACAAUGACUCGCAUAUCCUUAAUAAAGUUUCGUUGUCCUCUUUUAGUGAAACCCCAUUACACAUAUCAGCCUUGCUUGGCCACUUUGAUUUCACUAGAGCCCUUUUGAAUCUAAAACCUGAAUGGGCUGCUAAUUUAGACUCCCAAAAACGUUGCCCCCUUCACUUGGCUUCUGCCGAGGGCCACAUAAAGAUUAUUCAAUCAUUGUUAAAUGAAAACAAUGAUACUUGCAUGUUUCAGGAUCAAGACGGAAGAAUCCCUCUCCACUAUGCAGCCAUGAGAGGACAAAUUGAGGUCAUGAGGGAAUUGAUAUCGGCACGACCUGACUCAACUCAAGUUAUGGUCAACAAGGUAGAGACUGUUUUGCAUCUGUGUGUUAAGUACAAUCAAUUGGAUGCUCUAAAACUAUUGGUGGAUUCAUUGAGCAAUGAGGACUCUCUUAUCAAUUCCCAAGAUCAUGAAGGGGGCAAUACCAUCUUGCAUUUAGCUGUGAUGCUAAAGCAAACUGAGAUGGUAGAAUACUUACUUUCAUUACCAAAAGUGAAAGAAGGAUCAGAUAUACAGAAUCGAAUUGGCCUAACAGCCUUAGAAGUCUUAGAGCACUGUUCAAAAGACUUUAAAAGCUUUAACAUUCAAAAAAUGUUAAUGGAUGCUAGUGUUGAAAGAGCAAAGAACCAAAAUAUUCUCUCACCAACUCCUAUGUCGUCUCACCCUAAAUCUGCAACACCAGCACGGUCAAGCAAGAAAAGGUUGGGCAAAUUGUUAAGCGACUUACAAUUUCAAGUUGAUAUGAUUGAUGAGACACGUGGUUCACUAAUGGUGGUGGCUACUGUAAUAACAUCUAUCACUUUCCAAUCUGGAGUUGGAGUUGAGCAUGAUGAGGUUCCAAAUAAUUUCCAGUCCAACAUUUUUUUUAUGAGCAAUAGCAUCUCUUUCGCUGCAUCUGUCAGUGUCAUAUUUUUGCUUAUUAGCGGAUUUCCUCUCAAGAAUAAGGUUUGUAUGGGCAUCUUGACAUUUGCCAUGGGUAUCACUUUGAUAUUCCUGGUCGCUGCCUAUGUAUCUGGAUCUCCUUUUGGGAAUAGUUUUGGGAAUAGCCUUGGUAUAAUUAUAGGACUAGGUGUUCUGGUUGUUGUGGCUGGUGCGAUUCUUCUAAUUUACAUAAUUCGUCUUUUCAUGUGGCUAGCAAGAACAAGGUGUAUACGAAAAUUCAUUUCUACAUGUGGAAUGCGCUAACAAGUUGGACAAGCAGGAUUUGGUUGACUCGUAUUAUCUAAGAUGGGAAACUAGAAUUGCUACUAGCAACUGUGAAACGGCAGGAGGCAGAGAUGGUAUCAUAAUAUAUUAGCUACAAUCCAAGUUAAGAAUGUCUUUUGUUUCCUUCUUUGUUUUCGUUUAUUUUCGUUCCUUUCUGCUUCUUGUUUGAUUGAAAAUUCAAACUAAUAUCAUUUGUAUUUUGGUUGCAUUUUGCAAAGAUUAUCUGUAACAAAGUAAAAGAGUGGUAAUGAAAUGUGUAAUUUAAUUCGUAAAUUUCUUUUCCUAUCAUUGUAAAAAGAGUGGUAAUUAAUGAAAUGACUAAUGGAUUUGGCUAGCUUAGAUUUGA
Molecule: messenger RNA, 1821 nt
Organism: Quercus robur (English oak)
Lineage: Eukaryota; Viridiplantae; Streptophyta; Magnoliopsida; Fagales; Fagaceae
Product: ankyrin repeat-containing protein BDA1-like
Exons: 2
Coding region: 102-1454 (450 amino acids)
Cellular component (GO): plasma membrane
Molecular function (GO): protein phosphatase regulator activity; protein phosphatase 1 binding
Source: RefSeq, a predicted model, not a curated record